Messenger RNA from Exophiala spinifera, 846 nucleotides. RefSeq lists its product as uncharacterized. NCBI's taxonomy places the organism in Eukaryota, Fungi, Ascomycota, Eurotiomycetes, Chaetothyriales, Herpotrichiellaceae. The transcript has a single exon. The coding region runs from base 1 to 846 and encodes 281 amino acids. The record is from RefSeq and is a predicted model, not a curated record.
AUGGUCAACACUGCUGUCAUCCUGGCCUUGGCCAGCACCGCUGCCGCCGUCGCCGUUAAGCGAGACGUAACCACCGGCGCAUGGUCCGACUGGAACACGACCACUACUACUACCACCACCACGACCACCACGACCACCACUCCUGGCUGGGCUGACUGGACUACCACCACUUCAACCACCACCAAGGCCACCACCACCACCACUACUCCUGGCUGGGCUGACUGGACUACCACCACUUCCACCACCAAGAAGGCCACGACCACUACCACCACUCCUGGCUGGGCUGACUGGACUACCACCACCACCAAGAAGCCAGCUGCCACUACCACCACCACCGUGCCUGUCUGGGGUGACUGGACCACUACCACCACCAAGAAGCCAGCUGCUACCACUACCACUACUGUUCCAGUCUGGGGUGACUGGACCACCACCACCACCAAGAAGCCCGCUGCGGUCACCACCACUACUGUUCCGGUCUGGGGCGACUGGACCACCGCCGGCACCACCACCACCCCCAAGAAGCCCGCCCCGGUCGUCAGCUCCACCACCGUGCCAGUUGUCUGGAGUGACUGGACCCCUGCUUCCUCGCCUGCUCCUCCUGCUCCUCCUGCCCCUGUCAGCUCUUCCGCCUGGGUUGAGUGGUCCAGCGCAGCUCCUGCUCCCGUUGUCUCUACCACUCCCGCCCCUGCUUCUCCUGCACCAGUCACCACCACCACCCCGGUUCUGGUCAGCAGCUGGGCCCCAACGACUCCUGCUCCAGCCACCUACACCGGUGCUGCCAGCAGCAACAACAAGCCCGCCGUCGCCCUCCUCGGUGGUCUCGUUGCUCUCGUUGCCCUCGCAUAA